GGAUUUCAAUCCUCUUGUUGACUAUACGCCUCCAUAUUCCCAAAUUAAUUAUCAGAAUAUUGUCGUGAGGGUCAAGAGAAAAGAAGUAAAGGAGGCUACCCUUUAUUGUUGUUCGGGUGUCCUACCGGGUCGACCCUAUCUUUUGUGUAGCCCCCUUAGUGGGUUUCCUACCGGGUAA
Sphenostylis stenocarpa is the source of this 178-nucleotide messenger RNA. The record is from the annotation of a GenBank genome assembly. Lineage: Eukaryota; Viridiplantae; Streptophyta; Magnoliopsida; Fabales; Fabaceae.